Gasterosteus aculeatus aculeatus (three-spined stickleback) is the source of this 4108-nucleotide messenger RNA. RefSeq names its product mesoderm induction early response 1, family member 3 b (gene mier3b). The record is from RefSeq and is a predicted model, not a curated record. Gene Ontology annotation, biological process: negative regulation of transcription by RNA polymerase II. Gene Ontology annotation, cellular component: nucleoplasm. Gene Ontology annotation, molecular function: transcription corepressor activity; histone deacetylase binding. NCBI's taxonomy places the organism in Eukaryota, Metazoa, Chordata, Actinopteri, Perciformes, Gasterosteidae.
GAUUGGCUGAGAGCGCUGAUCCGGGUACUGCGCUCGAACGAGCCCAUUAGCUAAAGGUACCAAUAUGGCGGAGGCUUCCCUAGGGAGUUCAAGUCCAGUUGGCUCUUUAUCGUCGGAGGACCAUGACUUUGACCCAACAGCAGAGAUGUUAGUUCAUGAGUACGAUGACGAGAGGACUCUUGAAGAGGAAGAGUCUCAGGAGGGAGGCAGGAAUUUCACCUCGGAGAUUGCAGAUCUCGAAAAGGAGGGUAACAUGCCUUUGGAGGAACUUUUUGCCAUCUAUCGCUACGAGGCCUCAGCAGGCUCCAGUAUAGACAGCUCAUCGGGAGACCUGACUGAUGAGCUGCCUGACAUGACUCUGGACAAGGAGGAAAUAGCGAAGGACCUGUUGUCUGGGGACUACGAGGAGGAGACUCAGUCCUCAGCUGAUGACUUGACCCCGUCAGUCACUUCCCACGAGGCUACCGAUUUCUUCCCAAGAACACUUCGAUCAAACGCCAUCUCUGAUGGCGAUAAAGAGUCAGAGUGCGAUGAAGAUGGCCCAAGCCCAGAAGACUCCAGAAAGGAAAUCAUGGUGGGGUUGCAGUAUCAAGCAGAGGUUCCUUCUGGUCUGUGUCACUACAAAGAGGAGGAGAAAGUUUAUGAGGAUGAAGACGAGUUAUUAUGGAGCCCAAGUAAACUCCCAGAAAGCAAGGUUAGGACGUUCCUGUCUGAUGUGUUAUCACGGACAACAAACGAAAAGACCGGAUCUGACAAACCGUGGAUGCACGUUCGAGAUGAUGAGCAGGCUUUAUGCGAGCUUGUCAGGUGCAACUACAACAUCCGUGAAGCACUAGAAAGGCACUGCAUCCGUGUAAAGUCUUCAAAAGAAACGUCACCGCCGUGGUCAGAAGAGGAAUGCAAGAACUUUGAGCACGCACUACAAAUGUACGACAAGAAUUUUCACCUCAUACAGAAACACAAAGUCACAACACGAACAGUAGCUGAAUGUGUGGCAUUUUACUACAUGUGGAAGAAGUCUGAGCGCUUUGACAUCUUUGUGCAGCAGAAUCGAUUUGGGAAGAAAAAGUACAGCAGCUAUCCUGGUGUAACCGACCUGAUGGACAGGCUGGUGGAUGAAGCCGAGGGACUGGCGGUGGAUAGUUCCUCCUCCGUGUGUUCAGGAGCAGGCGGAGGAGGAAGACUGGAGAGCACCACGGAGCAGCAGCUCAGCCUGCUCAACUCCAUCACUGCCAGCGACCUCACAGCUUUGAGUAACACUGUAGCCACAGUGUGCAACCCCGCAGAGGUCGGCUGCAUGGACUCCUACAGUUUUCCGCCGCUGGAGAGCCUCCACCGCGGGUCCCUGAACCACGACGAAUCCCUCGGUUACCCUUCUAACGGCGCCGACCCCGGCUGCCUCAACAUGCUCGACGCCGGCUUCUACCACUCCGAUCUCGGCCAGCUCGGAGGGGUGUGCGUCAACAAGGACUGCGAGCGGCCCUCCAAGAGACUCAAGAUGGCCCUGCCCGACGCCUUCAUCAACGACGUGUCCGUGGGCAACCUGGGAGUGGACUUUGAAGCGCGACGGACAACGACGCAUCACCACCGGAUCACUGGCGCCAAAAUGGCAGUGUCUGUCACGGACUUCGGGAGUUUGGCUGGCGGCGGCGAGCCCAACGGGUUCCUGGGAGCACACGCACGGCACCACACACAGCACACUGCAGCACUUCAGUCAGAGUGACCUUCCUCGUCUUCACCCCGUGCUCUUCCCUUUGGAACUCUUUACCCCAGUUGUACAAAAGACUGACCUCACUGGAGAAUCCAAUUUGUUAGAAAAAUAUUAUAUAUAUAUAUAUGUGUAUAUAUUACUUUUUUGUUUUCAUUUUUUGUGUAAUAUGACAUCAGUGAUGUCUAUCAUAUAGAACUAAAAAUCUUGAUUUCUCAAGAGUUUAUAGCCAUUUAUUUUAUUCUCGUUUUGCGCUCUUGAGAUGUGACGUCCAUGUGCGGAGCAGGAGGAGAGUCGUGUAUCUUACUUCCUCACGUCUUCAGAGCUGCAGUGUGUUAUCCUGCCAUUUCUUUCAGCUGCCAAAACCGGCUGCGUCUUCUGCCUCUAUUCUCAGUAUUUAGUUGCUUGUCUUUGUUGGUUGAAGUGGUACUUUUUUAAACUGAAGAGUUUGGUUUACAGGUACUUUUUAGUAGCCAGGCUGGUGUGAAAUAAGCGUUGCUAGAUAUUGUAUGAAGAGCAACACUAGCAUGGAGAUUAGCUAGCAGUGUGGUUAAGGUCAGCAGCUCAGGCUUUCCAGUCUAGUUUAUUUCUCCUGUGGAAGUGUCCAGUUAACCUGUUCAUUUACUUUCUAAACUGUUCAGCUGAACUGAAACGUUUGAUUUUGUUUUUGUUGAAUCCCAUUUAGAAAAACUUAAGUCCCCAAAUCAUUUUUCUUUUAAAACGUUAAACGACUAAUGAAGAAAACCUGUGCAGAGUAACAUCAGCUGUGUUUAUUGGGUUGGAUACAGUUAUUUUGAAAAGUAAAUCUGGACUCUUCCUAAAAAGAUAAUUGGUCUUAAAAACUAACCAUAAAAGCAAUAUUAUCGGUUAAUUACUUAGACAGCUGCUGUAAAGUGUGUAUUUAUUACCUAUACUUAAGUUUAAUCCAUUCCAUCAUGCUACACUAAUGCAAGUUUAAUUGAAUGUGUCCUUUUUUCCAGCAAACAUAAUGUCCGAAUAUGCUCUUAAAUCAAGUAAUGCCAUUUUCCAGCCACUUAGCAAGCUGCUAGCAGUAUUAACUCUUUAUUUAAAGCCACUUAGUUUUUUUUAUUAUUCAAUCUCUGCCUAAUCUGUACUGACUAGAGAACGCCUUGUGUAAUCUAGUCAACGGUUUCUUGCAGUCCAGUAGCAGAAAUGGAGCUGUUGUCUCAUGACUGUCCAGAAUUGUGAAUUUUUAAAUGUUUUUUGCGGGUCCUCUCUGGUCGAUUGGAUGCAGUAGUAGUGUUUACUUAAUUUAUCUAUGCAUUGUGCUAUGACUAAUUAGUUUGUUUCAGGGGUACAUCAUGUUUGUCAUGUCCUUCCAUGUAGUAAUUCACCGUUCAGUGUGUACAGACAGGAUUCAUGCUUCUAAACCGUCAGAGAGGAUAUUCACGGCAUUUCAUGUAAAUAUUUAGCAAAUAGCCUUUAAAAGUCUAUUAACUGACCUCUUACACUUGUGAAUCUAUGUGCAUAGAAAGGUUUUAAUUUGAUUCCUUGACAAAAGGCAAUAAUUUGUAGAUAUGUACAGCUCUUUUGGGUUUAGCAUUUUGCCAGUUGGUGUGUGAAUAUACUUUCUCUCUUUGGGAAGCCCUGAUCCCCCCCCGGACCCGGCUGUACCCGCGCAUGCCAGCUGUGUCGGUUUUCCCAUUGUACCACUGAAAAUGGCUUUACCUGAAGACCUAUUGAUAUUACCUAUUAUGUUGCAAUUUUGCCUUCAAAACUUGCAGCCACGUGUAAAAGACGCUCCUCGCUUUUUUUUUUCUUCCAUAUCUAUCUUUGUCUUGAUGGUAAAGGGAUGGCUGCUGUUCUAAGUAUGUGGAGCGUUCGUUUCUCUUUUAAUGCAAUGUGCAUAAUGCAGUAGGUCCUCAAAGCUCUUCUAGCUUUAGCAGUGCAGUGAUAUUUAUUUCACCUGUGGUUUGUACAAAGACUCAGAAAAACUGUCAGAAUGUAAAGGCCAUUAAGUAGUAGAAGUAGGUUUUCACCUCCCUGUGAACUCUCGAAAAAUGUGAUAUUUUAUUGAUAUCUCCGGUAUGAGACGUGUGUGCAAGACAGCACUAAACAAAUUAAUUUUGUAUUGUGUUUGGAAGUUUAAAAAGGAAUAACAAGUAUAGCAGUUGUGGUUUUGAAAAAUAACUCAAGUCCUCUGAUGAAAACAAACUCCUUUUGUGAAUAUAAAAACUACAGAACCUAACAAUGUAUAUCCAGAAAUAUAGACAAUCAAAACUUCAAUAUGAGAAAUGUUCAAGAAGCUAUCUUUAUUGUUUAUAAGAAUUGUACAUAAACAUUGAGUUUUCUUUCUCGUUUGGUUAAACAUUAUUUUGUAUUUCUGUUGUACUUUAAUACCUUGUGUACAGAUCCAGAAAUAAAGCUCUGGAAAAGGUG